Prionailurus viverrinus (fishing cat) is the source of this 3213-nucleotide messenger RNA. It is a transcript of the gene PLCD3, whose product is annotated as phospholipase C delta 3. The record is from RefSeq and is a predicted model, not a curated record. The coding region runs from base 412 to 2589 and encodes 725 amino acids. Gene Ontology annotation, molecular function: phosphatidylinositol-4,5-bisphosphate phospholipase C activity. Lineage: Eukaryota; Metazoa; Chordata; Mammalia; Carnivora; Felidae. The transcript is spliced from 15 exons. Gene Ontology annotation, biological process: lipid metabolic process; intracellular signal transduction.
CCAUGCUUCCAGCUGGACACAAAGAGGAUAGAUGCAAAGAGGCUGCAGGCUGGGCAGGGCAGGGCUGGUCCUGGAGUCCUUGGCCUAUGACCGUGGAGCCAGGGUGGCCUCUGCUGUCCUCCCUGGUCUUGGGGGGACAGCAGAGGUUAGCAGCUUGGGUGGCAGCAAGAGAGUCUGGGUUAGAUAGUGAGACUACCUUUUUGAUGGUCAGGGUUUCACGUCAAGGGAAAAGGUUGCUGGUGGCAGAUUCUGGUCUUGAAGUCUGGAGGCCCGGAUGGAAGGGAGUGGCAGAAAGGGUGACCUUUAGGGAGGCCUGAGUCCCAGGCGCUGCCUGAGGGCUUGCUCUGCUCUGAGGGCCUCCGGAGGCAGCUGCUUGGUGGAGGCCUGACGGAGGACGAGGACGUGCGCGCCAUGCUGCGGGGCUCCCGUCUCUGCAAGAUCCGCUCACGGACGUGGCACAAGGAGCGGCUGUACCGGCUGCAGGAGGACGGCCUGAGCGUGUGGUUCCAGAGGCGCAUCCCGCGCGCGCCGUCGCAGCACAUCUUCUUCGUGCAGCACAUCGAGGCGGUCCGCGAGGGCCACCAGUCCGAGGGCCUGCGACGCUUCGGGGGCGCCUUCCCGCCGGCGCGCUGCCUCACCAUCGCCUUCAAGGGCCGCCGCAAGAACCUGGACCUGGCGGCGGCCACCCCGGAGGAGGCGCAGCGCUGGGUGCGCGGUCUGGCCAAGCUGCGCGCGCGCCUCGACGCCAUGAGCCAGCGCGAGCGCCUCGAUCACUGGAUCCACUCCUAUCUACACCGGGCCGACUCGAACCAGGACAGUAAGAUGAGCUUCAAGGAGAUCAAGAGCCUGCUCAGAAUGGUCAACGUGGACAUGAACGACAUGUAUGCCUACCGCCUCUUCAAGGAGUGCGACCACUCCAACAAUGAGCGGCUGGAGGGGGCUGAGAUUGAGGAGUUUCUGAGGCGGCUGCUGAAACGCCCCGAGUUGGAGGAGAUCUUCCAUCGGUACUCCGGCGAGGACCGCGUGCUGAGCGCCCCUGAGCUGUUGGAGUUCCUGGAGGACCAGGGCGAGGAUGGCGCCACGCUGGCCCGUGCCCAGCAGCUCAUCCACACCUAUGAGCUCAAUGAGACAGCCAAGCAGCAUGAGCUGAUGACACUGGAUGGCUUCAUGAUGUACCUGUUGUCACCCGAAGGGGCUGCUCUGGACCCAGCCCACACAUGUGUGUUCCAGGACAUGGACCAGCCCCUCUCCCACUACUUCAUCUCCUCCUCGCACAAUACCUAUCUGACUGACUCUCAGAUCGGGGGGCCCAGCAGCACCGAGGCCUAUGUUAGGGCCUUUGCGCAGGGGUGCCGCUGCGUGGAGCUAGACUGCUGGGAGGGGCCAGGAGGGGAGCCCGUCAUCUACCACGGCCACACCCUCACCUCUAAGAUCCUCUUCCGAGAUGUGGUCCAGGCUGUGCGUGACCACGCCUUCACUCUGUCCCCAUACCCUGUCAUCCUGUCCCUUGAGAACCACUGCGGGCUGGAGCAGCAGGCCGUCAUGGCCCGCCAUCUUCGCGCCAUCCUGGGAGACGUGCUGGUGACACAAGCGCUGGACUCCCAGAACCCCGAAGAGUUGCCAUCCCCAGAGCAGCUGAAGGGCCGGGUCCUGGUGAAGGGGAAGAAGCUGCCAGCUGCUCGGAGCGAGGACGGUCGAAUUCUGUCCGACCAGGAGGAGGAAGACGAAGAGGAAGAAGAGGCAGAGGCCACAGAACAGAGGCGGCGGCUCAUCUCCCAGGCCAAGCAGAUCUCCCCUGAGCUGUCGGCCCUGGCCGUGUACUGCUGUGCCACCCGCCUGCGGACCCUGCGCCCCAACCCGGUCCCACCCCAGCCCUGCCAGGUCAGCUCCCUCAGCGAGCGCAAGGCCAAGAAGCUCAUCCGAGAGGCAGGGAACAGCUUCGUCAGGCACAAUACCCGACAACUGACCCGUGUCUACCCACUGGGGCUGCGGAUGAACUCCGCCAACUACAGCCCCCAGGAGAUGUGGAACUCAGGCUGUCAGCUUGUGGCCUUGAACUUCCAGACACCAGGCUACGAGAUGGACCUCAAUGCUGGCCGCUUCCUCAUCAACGGGCAGUGUGGCUACAUCCUGAAACCUGCCUGCCUGCGACAGCCCGACACAGCUUUUGACCCUGAGUGUCCUGGACCCCCCAGAACUACUCUCACCAUCCAGGUUCUGACUGCGCAGCAGCUGCCCAAGCUGAACACCGAGAAGCCAAACUCCAUCGUGGACCCCCUGGUGCGUGUCGAGAUCCACGGGGUGCCCGCAGACUGUGCUCGAAAGGAGACCAACUACGUGCUCAACAAUGGCUUCAACCCCCGCUGGGGGCAGACCCUGCAGUUCCAGCUGCGGGCUCCAGAGCUGGUCCUGGUCCGGUUCGUGGUAGAAGAUUAUGACACCACCUCCCCCAAUGACUUUGUGGGCCAGUUUACACUGCCUCUCAACAGCCUGAAGCAAGGGUACCGCCACAUCCACCUGCUUUCCAAGGACGGGGCCUCACUGUCACCAGCCACACUCUUCGUCCACAUCCGCAUCCAGCGCUUCUGAGAGCCGGACUGACCCACCCUGGGGUUCCUCGGGUGCCAGUCUACACCCCGUGGCGGAGGCUCUCUCCUCCUCCGCAGUAGAGGGGUGGUGGGAGGACCAGCCCCUCCAGCCUGCUAACCCUGCCCACUGGCUAGACUCCAGUCUCAACUGGGUGCUGGGGGGGUGGCCUUGGCCCCUCCUGAGAACAGGCAUCAGCGCUUUCUCCUACAACCCUGGAGCCUUGAGAUGGCCCCCACUCCUUGGAUUCUCGGCCCACUCCCUCGUCAUGGCUCGUGAAGAGCGAGGCCUGUCGUUGCCAGAUUUGAGGAAGACACAUGAGCCUUGAACUCCUCUCUGCCCCCCCGGGGGGAGGCCAUCCCAGCCUCCUUCCCCCAGAGUGUCCGGCCCCCUCCUUGUCCCCUAGUCCACGCCAGGCCUUAGUGCCCCCGAAGGCCCUCCCCUCGCUAGGUUUCCCUGGGCUCCUCCCUCAAGCUCUUGAACCUGAGCUCCCUUCCCGUCUUAAGAAGGGAAAGCCGAGGAAACCUGGGAGUAGGUUUCAACUUGUGCCACAGAAGAGCCCUGGAGCAGACAGAACAAGACCAUUGGUUUAAAAAAAUAAAGAAGCAUGGGCGCCUGGGUGGCUCA